Molecule: messenger RNA, 961 nt
Organism: Linderina pennispora
Lineage: Eukaryota; Fungi; Kickxellomycota; Kickxellomycetes; Kickxellales; Kickxellaceae
Exons: 2
Coding region: 260-760 (166 amino acids)
Source: RefSeq, a predicted model, not a curated record
CCGUGAUCGAAUCUGCGUAAUCGAUCAGAGCCUCGGGGUUUUAGAAAUGGCACGCUUUUUGUGAAGGUGUAACGGCAAACUUGAGCUCCAGCAUUAGGCUUUCACGUUCUCGCCACUUAAAGAGGCAGGGCAAUUAUGAAAUGCUCUCCUUUCCACUUGCUCUCUCCCUAUCGCGACCCAGCCUCAACCGGCACAGUUCUUUCCUACACACCAACCAACUUAGUAUCUGCCCGCACUACUUUUCUCAUCUCUACAAACUAUGGCUGUCAAGAGAACCUACGACUCCUUCAUCGAGGGCAUCCCCUCGCCGCCGUCGAGCACGCCCGUGGCCAAAUUGCCCCGGCCCAGCAGCUCUGGUGAUGAAACAGAUCGGGCCAUGAUGUUGUUCCGCUACGGCCAGCAGCAGCCAGCAGCAACAAAACAACAGCAGCAGCAGCCAACCAGCGGCAGCAGCGCAGCAGCCAACCAGCAGCACAGCAAUACGGGCCCAUGUCCAUCGACAUGGCGCAGUGCACAUCGUGCACAAAGCUAUUCAUGGCCAGUGCCAACCUUCAGUCCAGUGGGUGCCGCAGAUGCAUGCGCGCAGUCUGCCCAAGCUGCAUCCAGCCAUGCUGCUGCUGUGGCGGCAAGUUCUGCCAGUCGUGCUCAAUGUCGGACUACACCAGCUAUGACAUCCAGACGGUCUGCCUUGACUGCAACUAAACACAAAUGUACUUUUUCUCUUUCUUCUUUUCUCGAUUCGCAGAAACCAAAAAAAUAAAAUAAAACUCCGUCUGACGGGUCUAUUCGUAUUCUCAAAAAGCACAUUUUACACCUUGAUCUCAGGCUGCUGGGUCGGCAGCUGGCCGAACCGCUUCUUCAGAGUAACGCGAUGCCGCGAGUACUUGUCGUCGGGCGAGAACCGCGCCGGGUGCGCGGACUUUGUUACCUCACCGGCAUCGGUGACCUUCUACAAUAAAAG